Messenger RNA from Oxyura jamaicensis (ruddy duck), 1769 nucleotides. It is a transcript of the gene NMRK1, whose product is annotated as nicotinamide riboside kinase 1. The transcript is spliced from 9 exons. Lineage: Eukaryota; Metazoa; Chordata; Aves; Anseriformes; Anatidae. The coding region runs from base 129 to 752 and encodes 207 amino acids. Gene Ontology annotation, cellular component: cytoplasm. The record is from RefSeq and is a predicted model, not a curated record.
UCCUGCGCGCCGAGGCUCCGCCCGUCCUCACUCUCCCCCCUCGCCCCGGCGGUGGUUGGCGGCGGUUGGAGUUCGGGCGAGUACCGGCGGCAGGCGUGAGUGGAAAGGAAGAACUGAGGAGAAAAGCUAUGAAAAUUCUGGUUAUUGGCCUCGGAGGAGUAACAAAUGGAGGAAAAACAACAUUGGCAGAAAAGCUUAAGAAAAUGCUCCCCAACUGUGAUAUAAUGUCUCAGGAUGACUUCUUUAAGCCAGAGUCUGAAGUAGAAACAGAUGAACGUGGAUUUAAACUAUAUGAUGUACUUGAUGCUCUCUAUAUGGAUGAAAUGGUGAAAAGUAUUCAUAAUUGGAUGAACAGCCAUACAUGCUCAGCUAUUGUGACUGAAGAACCACAGAAUACACGUGACAGUGUUAAAAAUACAGAAGAUGUUUGUAUUUUGAUUGUUGAAGGCUUUCUGCUGUAUAAUUAUGAGCCACUUAAUGAACUCUGGAAUAGAAGAUACUUUUUGACGCUUCCUUAUGGAGAGUGCAAAAGGAGAAGGAGCACCAGAGUCUAUCAGCCAGCAGAUACACCGGGGUACUUCGAUGGACACGUGUGGCCUAUGUAUCUGAAAUACAAAAAUGAAUUGGAAGAAAACACAAGUAACAUUGUUUAUUUGGAUGGAACUAAACCCCAAGAAGAGCUUUUAUCCUGUGUGUAUAGUGAUAUAAUACAGGAAUUACAAAUGCUGAGGGAAGGAAGUCUCAAGGCAUGAUAAUGUAGAAGGCCUGGAAUCUGUUUGAUACAAAUUUAAAACCCCAAGAAUGGUGCUUGGCAAGCCACCCAACUGAGCAGAUGUCCACGUUUAUGCCCAUAACGAUAAUUCAUACAAUGCAAGUGGAUUUGUAGCAAGUAUUAGCUCUGUAAGCCUUAGAUACUGAGUUAACUAUCAACAGUGCCUUACUCCUUAGGAUUCCUUCCAUCAGUCAUGCCUUGGCUGAUCUUUAUAUGUGAUUGAAUUUGCGUAUCUUAAAUAAUAUAAACACUUUUGUAUACAGAACUAAACUAUAAAGAUGCAGUUCUGUUGGAUUAGUAAGAUGAUUUGAAAAUGGAUGAGUGCAAUUUGAAAUGUUCAUAUAGAACUUGUGAAUUAUGUUUAAAAAUUAGAGGUAAUCACUGGUUAGAGGAACUAGCUGUAAGCUGUGGCAAUGCUAACUUUAAGAUUGUGUAAGCUGUUACUCUGCUCAUUCAGUAACUGAAUCUGUUACUGAAUGCAUUGCAACUGAACUUAGACUUGCUCAAUAUCCCUGUGGUGUUUCUCAGGUAAUUUCUAUGUUACAUGUUUGGACCAGUUGAGAAAGUAUUAUUUUAAAAAGAAAGAUUAUUGGGACAAUGUGGGGGACGAACAUCUCAGAAUGGAUAUGCAUCACUAACAGGUUAUAUUACAUAUAUCGUGGAAAGAUCAUGGAUUAGAAUGGUGAAAAGUACAAGAUAAUAAAUCCACGCUUUGGGGAGGAGGAAGUAAGAAAUACUUCUUACUAAUAUUCAGAACUCAGGAUGAAGUUAUAUUAUGUAUGUAAUUAUAAAUUACAUAUACAAUGAAAGUGUUCAGAAAGCAGGCAUACUGAAUGUAUGUUAAAAUUUUGUUACAGAGUCUGUAUAUAUAUAUUAAGAUAAACUAGGAAACUAGCAGGUUUCAUUGUCUUCAGUUGCUGGAUAAGUAACAUAUUAACCCAUACUUUUUGUAUAUGAGGUCUUAAAUUUUAUUUAAUAAUAAAUAAAAAUAAAAAUU